UCCUUUUAUAGUUAACGCGGCGCUGUGAAGCUGUUUUCCGGGUUCACACUCGCUCAGCAUGUAGAGGAGGCGGACCAGCGGGGAGACACCUGGACCAAAGGCCGACAGACCGGAGCCAGCCGCGGGAUCGAUCCCCACUUAUCGAUCAGCUAUCAGCGCAGCAGGAUGGGGAACCUGAUCAAGGUGUUAACGAGAGACAUCGACAACAAUGGUGGAAACUUCUUCCUCGACUUUGAGAACGCUCAGCCCUCGCAGUCAGAGACGGAGGUGUGGGAGAAGGUGAACCAGGUGCUGACGGAGGCUCGGGUCAUUCUGGAGGACCUGCAGGCGUACAGAGGAGCCGGAGAGGAGAUACGUCAGGCCAUCCAGAGUCCCGGUGUAGAGGGAGUUCAGGAGAGAGCUUGGGCUGCAGUCGUUCCUCUCGUCACGAAGCUGAAAACGUUCUACGAGUUCACUCAGAAGCUCGAGACCAGCCUGUGGAGCCUCCUGGACGUCCUCACCAGCUCCGGCUCGACUCCCACUCAGCACCUGGAGCAGAGACAAGCGAUGGCUCGUCAGUUCGCUCACAUCCUUCACUUCACGCUGCGCUUCGACGAGCUCAAGAUGACGAACCCGGCCAUCCAGAACGACUUCAGUUACUAUCGCCGAACCAUCAGCCGCAUGAGAAUCAACAACGUGUCUGCCAACGCAGGGAACGAGGUCAACAACGAGCUGGCCAAUCGGAUGUCUCUGUUCUACGCCAGCGCCACGCCGAUGCUGAAGACGUUAAGCGACGCCACGUCCAAGUUCGUCUCAGACAACGCUGACGUCCCGCUCGAGAACACGACAGACUGUCUGAGCACGAUGGCCAGCGUGUGUAAAGUGAUGCUGGAUACGCCGGAGUAUCGGACCCGUUUCACCAGUGAGGAGACGGUGUUGUUCUGCCUGCGUGUGAUGGUCGGCGUCAUCAUCCUGUACGACCACGUUCACCCGGCCGGAGCCUUCGUUAAGACCUCCAACAUAGACAUGAAAGGAUGCAUCCGAGUGCUGAAGGAGCAGCCGCCCAGCAGCGUGGAGGGAUUACUGAACGCUCUCAGGUACACGACCAAACAUCUGAACGAUGAGACUACCUCCAAGCAGAUCAAAAGCAUGCUGCAGACAAAUUAACUCGACGCUUCUUCAGCAGAACUGAAACUGGAACGACGCAGCUCGACAGAAAAAAGUGUUUUUGUUAUUUUUUUGGGUCCAAAUUUUCAAAAAACAAAGAAACUACUGAACAAACCUUCAGAUUAUACAUCUCUCUUUAACCUCAUGUUUCUGUUUUUGUUUUAAAUUCUCUUAUGAAAGAAUAUAUUUCCUGUUGUUAUAAAUGAUGGAGUGAUUUUUCUCGGUUGAUCCAAGAAGUGUAAAAAUCAGCUGUUUUUGUUCAAGUUGCAUUCACGUCAUGUCGGAUCUAUAACAAACACAAACUAAUAAUAAUAAUAAUAAUAAUAAUAAUAAUAAUAAUAGCACAGUUAACGCUUGUAUUUCUAGUCUCUUUUGCUCGCCGUUACACAUUUCCAGGAUGUUUCGUGCUCCUGUAGCUCCACAAAUAGUUUACUGUUUUAUAAGUUUACUGAACAUCUCAUAAUGACCACUGAAAGAAACAUCGCAACUCACCGCAACACCACGUAUAACUUAGGAAAUACAUGUUGAUAACUUUUCAUGACAGCUUACGAUGAUACUGAGCGAAUUUGAAGUCGGUUAAAUCUUUAGGAGUUUGUUAAAGGUACGAAAGACUGGAAAUGGAGAGAAAUCAAAAUGUCUGACUUCCUGUUGGACUUAGGGUACGGCUCCAAGAGACUUUUUUAUCCAUCUUCACACGAUACAUAUGCACACCGAAUUUUGUUCUUCUACGUCAAUCUGGAGCGAGGGGCUACGUGUUCUAGGGGCGCCAUAGAGACAUUUCGUCACACCUAUUUCUGCAAGUCUGACGUGUUUAGGCUGCCAAAUGCGUUUGUUUAGGAAGAGCAAGAACAAGAACGAAAGAAAUGGUAGUGGCAGUCUAUUCUUAAUAAUCUCUCUGUGAAGACAGAUCAUGGAGACAUUUUAAUCUAAUGCAGGCGUGUCCAAACUCUCCCAUAAACGGUUGUGUGUCUGCAGGUUUUUGUUCCAACCAAUCAAGAGCACACGAUUCAACCAGUCAAAUGUCUGAAGACUCAGUUGAUUAAAUGGGUUAAUGAAAAAUAACAAUGACGAACUAUGGAGAUACGAAAAGGAGACAACUGUCCCUUUUUCCACUUUUCAUUAAUACAUGAUAGGUACAGGUUUUUUAUGUGUCCGACUAGAAUAUUUUACAACCUGUACAAAAAUGUUAAUACCUUGGUUUACAACCCAUAAUAUUCAUAAUAUUCACGUUUGCUUAAAGUCGUGUUUUUAUUUUUCCCUUUUUCAACUGAACAAAUACACGUAGAACAAAAGUAUCUGAAAAGUCUCCACAAGGUACGGAAGACAAAAAAAAGACGACUACCUCAAAUUAAAAGUAAUAAAAAGUAAAAUAGAAACAGAUUCAGAUGAUCAGUUAUUAGUGAGUUUGACCUGCUGUAUGAUGCUUAAUGAUUACAUGAUUACAUUUUUAAUUUACUCUGAAUGUUUUCCGAUAUAUUCCAUUGUUUUUUAGUUGUGUUUUUUCUUUAGUUUAGACUUCCUGUGACUCUAGCAGCACUGCCUUGAGUCUAAAAUCAGUUUUUCACCUUUUUACCUGCUGUUUAAAAACCUCUUCUGUCGAGCUGUUGGGUUAUGUGAAAUUAAGUUUAGUUUAAAGGCUGCUAAAGACAAAAAAUACCCAAUUAUAUGAUAUGAUAGUUGUGGGGAAAAAUAGCCUAAACACGACAUCCUGUUAGAGGUUUUUAUUCUUCUGGGACAAUUUGGCUCUUUAUUGUUCUCUAGAAACCAAGAUGCCUGCAGUUGUGGUGAUAAUCUGUCUCUGAAUAAUAAUAAUAAUAAUAAUAAUAAUAAUAAUAAUAAUGAUAAUAAUAAUAAUAAUGAUAACUGUUGGGUACUGAAUAACUAACUGAGUCAUCAUCAGUCUGGCACAUGACGAAGGAACCUCGUCAGUAGCUGCAGAUGUCUUGAAAGGAAGUCUUCAUAUAAUAUGAGUCAUAUUGUGGUUAAACUAUAAAAAAUGAUUCAUGAAGACAACAAUACAAAGAGGAAUGAUCAUUUUUAGAUCUCAGGAAACACGAUCAGAUGCAUUUUCAGUAUAAUAGAACUUAAAUCCAGUUAAAACAUAGCAGCGGUUCCUCUGAUGUGACGUGAAUGCAGCUUUUAUUUUUUAGCAGUUCGGAUCUGUUAGCCGCCGUUUUCUUGGAGUUUUGUUGUUGUUGUUUUUUUUGUUAAAGGUCUGACGGAUCAACGCCGCGGUAUCGCUUCCACCUCCAGAACCCACAAACCUUACCGCCUUAAGUUUAUAAGACUGAUUUUUAAGUCCUCUGCCGCACUUCCUACCUCAGAAGAAAAAAAAGAAAGAAAGGUUUCUGUGGCCGAGGUUGUAACAUCAGAAUUCAUUUGUCCAAUAUUUACAUUUAUGACCAAAAUACCUGCAGAGCCAAUGACUUCCCCUUCAGCCUCAGCUGGACUUUAGAGUCUCAGUCUGGGUUUAACCUGCUAUUCAGGCUGUUUCCUGGUUCUGGGUUUAAUCAGCAAUGAUUCAUCAAUUAUAAUCGAUUAGUCUGCAUCUUUUAACCUUCCUGUCGUCCUCCCGGGUCAAAUUGAUCCCGUCUGUUUUGACUGUUCCUUCUUUCCUUCCUUCCUUCCGUCUGUCCUUCCUCCCUCCCUUCCUCUCUCUUUCCUUUCUUCCUUCCUCCCUCCAUCCUCCUUUCUUCCUUCCUUCUGUCCUUCCUUCUUCCCUCCAUCCCUUUCCUCCCUUCCCUCCUUCCAUCCUCCCUUCCUUCUUUCCUCCCUUCGUCCUUCUCUCUUUCUUUCCUCCCCAUUACCUUCCUUCCUUCCUCCCUUCCUUCCUCCCUUCCUGCCUCCCUCCUUUCCUUCUUUCUUCCUUCCUUCCUUCCUUCCUUCCUUCCUUCCUUCCUCCCUCCCUUCCGAAGACAACAGGAGGGUUAAAUGAAUUGCCAACUGUUUUGACUUGUUUUGAGUCAUUUUUUAUAGACAACAAACCUUCCAAUUCUUUGCUUCCUGCUUAUUAAAUGUGAAUAUUUUCUGGUUUGUUUACCAGCCUGUGACAGUAAAUUUAACUUUUGUCGUGUUGUUGAUAAAAUGAGACGUUUGAGGACUUUAGGAAACACUGAUCAACAUUUUUCACCAUUUUAAAGACCAAACAAUGAAUCAGUUCAUCCAAUAAUGAAAGUAAUCAUUAAGAUUGCAGUUGAUGUAGUUCUCUGGGUCAUUUGGUGGGAAAGCGUCUGCACAUGCUCAGUAGCCAGUUGACUGGGUGGACUGGAGCCGCUGCUGGUCCCAGUGUGAAGCAAACAAAAACAUUUCAAACUGUUUCCUCAUUUCAUUUUUUCUUUAAUUUCCAGUUUCCACAGUUUAAAUGUAGCCUGACCUGCCUGGUGCAUGAAGCCAUGUAAAACCAGUACAGUCCCAGUAUGAAACUGGCUGCAGAGAGCAGGCAGGAAACGUUGUGGUACUGAUGUGAGGGUCCGACUGGAAACCUGUACAAGCUUCUUUUUAUUUUUUUUAUUUUUUGCUUUGUAUGUUCAUGCUGCAGUGUCAGGGAUUGUAUGGCAUUAAACUGUUGUAAUGAUGUUUGUGAUCGCAAAAUAAAGUUUUUUUUAAG
Scomber scombrus (Atlantic mackerel) is the source of this 4753-nucleotide messenger RNA. Its product is annotated as CYFIP-related Rac1 interactor B-like. The record is from RefSeq and is a predicted model, not a curated record. Gene Ontology annotation, biological process: regulation of actin filament polymerization; positive regulation of T cell activation. The transcript has 11 exons. Lineage: Eukaryota; Metazoa; Chordata; Actinopteri; Scombriformes; Scombridae. Gene Ontology annotation, molecular function: small GTPase binding. The coding region runs from base 166 to 1146 and encodes 326 amino acids.